AUGGCCCUCAUUUCAGCUCGAUUCACUUUCCCCAAUCCCAAUCGCACUCCUUUCUUCUUUCCCACAUUAAAAGCUUUCCUCAGGGUGGAAAUCUACAAUAAGUGGCUUGAUAAAAUCGUGACUAGACGACUCAGUCUUAGUCAAGAUGCGGAGGCACUACUCUCGGUCUCGACAAUAACAACUGCCGCUUCAACAGAGUCGAGAGGUGUCUCCGAGGAGUCAUUGGACGUUGUUCAUGCAAUAGGUGAAACGGAAGGCCGAUUUGCACGCCAACGUCAACCAUCUGCAACAAUCCUUAUUCUGCUGGCAAGAUUCAAGUGGGACUUUCCUGACACACGAUCUCUCAGUUCCUCCGCAUCCACACUUCCUCGAACUGGUAAACCCACAACUCCUCUGGUGGUACCAUGCAAUGGUGAGCUAGAAGAUUUUCAAGCGUUCUCCUCCAGUGCUCCUGUAGUUCCGAAUUCCACAGCGGACUCCUGGACACCCUCGUCCUCAGUGGUUAGUCUGAAUCCGCCCUUGAGAACAAACGCCCCGUUGCCUCCCACAUAUAUCCAAAGAACACCCUCGCCGAUAAGUCUUGAUUCCAAUAUCGCUCUCAUUGAUUCCCUAUGCAACACUUGUUUUCGUCUGUUCAGUUGUCAAUUAGUCAACCUCGCGGGUGCUCUUAGGCAUGUUAAGCACACUUGGUGUCCGGCUUCAUUUUCAAGCAUAACGCUUUGUAGACCCACUUUGGGGAAGAAAGCACAUGCUCCGAAAGGAUGUGAUAACGGUUACAUAGUGUAG
Messenger RNA from Rodentolepis nana, 786 nucleotides. The record is from the annotation of a GenBank genome assembly. Lineage: Eukaryota; Metazoa; Platyhelminthes; Cestoda; Cyclophyllidea; Hymenolepididae.